Prunus armeniaca (apricot) is the source of this 195-nucleotide messenger RNA. The record is from the annotation of a GenBank genome assembly. Lineage: Eukaryota; Viridiplantae; Streptophyta; Magnoliopsida; Rosales; Rosaceae.
AUGCAACAUACUCUGAUUCCACAUACUCUGAUUCCAAGUACAACCAAGAUCAUAACACGUAACACUAAAACCAAGUUUCUUAACGAACCGCCGGAAAGAGCAGGAUAUUGUGGCAAUAAAACGGACACGACUGGAUUAUCGGAUAAGAUCGAUAUACAUUUCAUUAGCAACACGGAUGAUUGCUUAACAAGUUAA